GCUUCGUCAUCCUUCUGCCAGCAUGGACGAAAACCGCGGAAUAUUUCGUGCUGCGUCAUUUCUAGUAAUCGCGAUCGUUCUCUAUGUUUUGCUGACUAUACAGGUCACUCUCACUUCCGGGUUGCCUACAGCCGGACCAGCGACGUUCUGCGGCGAGGGACAAGUCUGGGACGACACGCUAAGAAGCUGUGUCUCCUGCUUUAUCUGUAAGACAUUUCCUGACACGCCACACUGUGGCUUAUGCCCAGAAAGUCCCACUUCGUCCGAUGAUUUGGCGGCUUCUGAAGUAACGCAGCCGCCAUGUACGGAAGGUUCGGUCUGGGACUCCUUCCAGAACGGCUGCGUUUCUUGCGAGGUCUGUGAGACCCACCCGGACACGCCGAUUUGUAAAGCAUGCAGCAGCCAACAGGACUCUCCGCGCUGCCCAGCAGGACUGGCGUGGGAUCCGUUCCUGGAGAACUGUAUGAGCUGCACGAUCUGCGAGACGCACCCGGACAGUUAUAUAUGCCAGGUGUGCCCUACUGUACCGCCCACAGUGCCUACAGGUCCUGCACACCCUCGCAGUGAUGGCCCUGGCCCAGUCGUUAUCAUCGUAGCGGUCGUGCUGCCGUUUUUCUGCGUCUUCGUUCUUGUACUUCUAGCCGCCGCCAUCGUCGCCAAGUGUGUACCAGUCAGAUACAGACGAUGCCCACAUUGCUGCCAGAAAGAACAUAAAGGGGACGAGACGAAUAACGGGAAGAGGAUCGCCCAGCCCACAGGUCAUGACGACAGCGGCCGGUCUUCUCUGGUCUCCAGCCGCAGCGACAGCGACACCUGCGUCAUGGAGCCCCUCAAGCCUCAGGACAACGCCGUGUAAUGCUGUCCUUCUUUCCCAGGAAUGGCUAUGUAGGGUUGCCGGCCGGAGCUUGUAUUGCGUGCGAUCUACGUUUGAUCAGAAAA
Molecule: messenger RNA, 939 nt
Organism: Branchiostoma belcheri (Belcher's lancelet)
Lineage: Eukaryota; Metazoa; Chordata; Leptocardii; Amphioxiformes; Branchiostomatidae
Exons: 3
Coding region: 23-856 (277 amino acids)
Cellular component (GO): plasma membrane
Source: RefSeq, a predicted model, not a curated record